This is a messenger RNA of Callithrix jacchus (white-tufted-ear marmoset), 4338 nucleotides long. NCBI's taxonomy places the organism in Eukaryota, Metazoa, Chordata, Mammalia, Primates, Cebidae. The record is from RefSeq and is a predicted model, not a curated record.
CUGCCCUGCUGGGCUGAAACCCCAGACCCACUGUCUCCCCUCCUUCCUGGGUCCCUCCACUCGGGGUGUUUUUGUCUGUCCUCCCGCCUGAGAAGGCGCUUGUGCUACUGCAGGUGAAGUCACCUGGCCCUGUUGGGGAGUGAGAGAAGGGGUGGGAGGGCUCCUAGAGCUGGUUUCUGGCUAAGUAACCCCCAGGAGGCCCCCAGAUAACGGUUCUUAGUGCUAGCUGAGGACCAACUUGGGUCAAGGAACCCUCAGGAAGCCAGAGGCCCAAGCAUGUGGCUCACGUGGGUCAAAUACUGAAUCCUCCACGUGACCCCACUGAUGGGUGCCCCAUAAUUAAGGAGACCCCAGCUGCCUCUCGAAGCCCUGCCUCUGCCAUCGUGGCUGUCUCUGCAGCUGCUGUAAACAUACCAGCCUCUCCUGUCAAGCCUGAAAUUGAAUCACAAGAACUUCCAGAGCCAUCAGGAGAUGCAUGACGGAUAACUCAUUCCGGGGGGCUGCUCUCCACUGCUCCGGUUUCACUCGUCCUGACACCCGCUUGCCAGGCUCUGCUUACUCGCAGGAGCCCACAGCCACUGCCAGCUCCUGCCAUUGCUAGGUUUCCAAGUUAAUCAGAGGUGCCAGAGUCAGCAAGAGCAAGAAGCCUGCCCUCUGUAUCCCAUGGAUCCGCAGUUAGGUGAUUGAAAUUGAGAAGGAAAAGAAGACUGUUGUUCUAGCCCAAAUAGCAAAUAGCAAUCAUGAUGAGACAUCAUCAGGCAUCACAGUGGCUAGUACUUCUAAUGGGGAAUAUGGAUGGAAACAGCACAGUGACAAGUUGUUAAUACAUCGAGGGAGCCGGGCACUAAUCAUCCCAAUAGCAAACAGUUAAUAAUUCUAGUUGCUCCUGGAAGCCAUGACCACCCGCACCUGCCUUAAUCACAUGCUAAUAAUCACAGGUUCAUAUAGCAAAUACAUCUAGCUGCUCAGAUCCAUCAUGUGGCCAGAGGCUGCACAUGGGGCUGGCUCUCUCCUUACUCCAGAUGGUCCGUCCCUGGCCCUCUGGUGCCAGCUGCUGAGUUGGCCUGGAGACCACUACGUGCUUCUCUCAACCAGGGCCUGCAACUGUUUAUUCCACCCAAGUUGGCCAGCUGGGGUGCCAGGCUGUGGAAUGUUGGCCCAGGACUCUGGUCCUGCUGAUUCUCCAGUGUUUCCUGGGAGGCCCAGUGUGAGACUCCGGUGUUCCAAUUUUGCAGGCUGUGACUUGGUCCACACCGGUGGAAUCAAGGCCUGAAAGUAAAAGGAAGGACCAAGCCAGGCCCCCAUGAGAAACCAGGACUCAGAGCAGGGCCAGGGCCAGAAAGCAGAGGAUAGGAUCAGUAGCCAGCAAGGGGAGUAGCAGGGUAGAGGGGGCGAGGGGCAAGGUGGCCUGUCCCUAAGGCUGUUUGAGAGCAGGCUGCUGUGAGGAGGUGAGCCUCUCUCCUCUUCAUGUCCCCUGCUACUUCUUCUGUGCCCCCUUCUCAUCUUCAGGAUGGCAUAGCCCUUGUCUUACACUUGCCCCUGAAUUGCCUGUGCUUCGUUCAAGGGAGGAUAAACUAAAUACACUCACUUUCUACAAGCCAGGAGCUUGUAGAAAGCACUGCAGACCCAGGGAGGGGGUUUCCUCAGGGAUUUAUAGCUCCAGCAGCCCAUCCUGCACAUCAGCCAACUCCUGGGGCUGGCAUCCAACGCCCCAGCAUGACAUUCCAGCAGCUUCUGGCCUGGCCCGGUUGCCCCGGACCCACCCUUUGUCCCUGUGUGGGGUGGAACAAAGGGGGUUAAACAGCAGGCAGGAAAGCCCAGCUUCUAGAAGGCAGCAGCAGGGUCCUCAGCCAUCCCACCCCAUCCAGAAACCACAGGUCCAACUCCUGACUGCGUCAGACAGGGAAGGGCAGUGCCAGAAGGGAGGUGGCCCCAGGCAGAAACACCAGCUCUGCUGCUGACAGCCUGGAACCUUGGGAAGAUGAGCGAAGCCUCCUCCAGGCCUUGGUGUUCUCAUCUGUAAAAUGGAGACAGUAGUAGUUCCUACCUCUGGCCAUUGCUGUGGAGUUGAAAAGGAAAGCAUGUAGACCCAGGAUACUUGACAGUGGCAUAGGUGCCCGCUGUUGUCACCAUCAUCGUCAUUGUUAUGAUGAUGUCAUUUGAAGGUGAGAGAAUCCAGAGGCAUGUGAGGAAAAUGGAUUUGCACCCCAGUACUAACAUUUCAAGGCAUGAAGCUCCAAAAUUUGGUACCUAAUGCUAUGAAAAGGCCUAGAAAGAAAGGUUCCAUUUAUUUAUUCAAGAAACACUGAGAAGGUGCCUGUGCUGGAUUCUGGGCCAAGGAAAACUAAGAAGAAUUAGUCAUGAUCCUUGCCCAUGAGGGAUUUCACAGCCAGCAAGGGGGAAAGAAAGAGAGAGACGUUAAACAAAAAUAUGGGCCAGGUACAGUGGUUCACACCUGUAAUCCCAGCACUUCGAGAGGCCAAGGCGGGUAGAUCACCUGAGGUCAGGAGUUCAAGAACAGCCUGGCCAACGUGACGAAACUAGUGCACGCUUUUCUGUUGCCGCCGGCAGACCGGAAUUCCUGGUGUCGCCACAGCUGACAUCGUAUGCCCAGCUCUGCUGCCGCCAUGGGGAUCUUAGAGAAGAUCUUGGAGAUCAAGAAGGAGAUUGCUCGGACACGGAAGAACAAAGCCACUGAGUAUCAUCUGGGCCUGCUGAAUGCUAAACUCGCCAAGUAUCGGGCCCAGCUCCUGGAACCAUCCAAAUCCACCUCAUCCAAAGGAGAGGGCUUUGAUGUCAUGAAUUUUGGCGAUGCCCACAUGGAGCUAAUUGGAUUUCCCUCUGUGGGUAAGUCCACAUUCUUGAGUCUGAUGACCUCCACGGCCAUCGAGGCGGCGUCCUAUGAGUUCACCACUCUGACAUGUGUUCCUGGGGUCGUUGAAUACAAAGGUAGCAACAUCCAGCUCCUGGACCUUCCCGGAAUCAUUGAAGGCACAGCACAAGGAAAAGGCCAUGGCCAGCAGGUGAUUGCUGUGGCAUGCACGGCCGAUGUCGUCAUCAUGUUGCUGGAUGCCACCAAGGGAGAGGUGCAGAGGUCUCUGCUGGAGAAGGAGCUGGAGUCCAUGGGCAUCCACCUCAGCGAGCACAAGCCUAACAUCUACUUCAAGCCCAAGAGAGGCGGCGGCAACUCCUUUAACUCGACAGUCACACUGACCCAAUGCUCGGAAAAGCUGGUGCAGCUCAUCCUGCACGAAUACAAGAUCUUCAAUGCAGACGUGCUCUUCCAAGAAGACUGUUCCCCAGAUGAGUUCAUCGAUGUGAUCAUGGGCAACUGGGUGUACAUGCCUUGCCUGUAUGUUUAUAACAAAAUCGACCAGAUCUCCAUGGAAGAGGUGGACCGCCUGGCCCAAAAACCCAACAGUGUGGUCACCAGCUAUGGCAUGAAGCUGAACUUGGUCUACCUGCUGGAGAUGCUUUGGGAGUACUUGGCCCUGACCUGCAUCUACACCAAGAAGAUAGGAGAGAGGCCAGACUUCCCAGACACUAUCAUUCUCCAGAAAGGGGCCUCAGUGGAGCACGUGUGCCACCGCAUCCACCGGUCACUUGCCAGCCAGUUCCAGUAUGCCCUGGUGUGGGGCACCAGCACAAAGUACAGUCCGCAGUGGGUGGGCCUGACCCACACCAUGGAGCCUGAGGACGUCAUCCAGAUCGUGAAGAAGUAAUGGCCUCCUACCCACCUGCCUCAUCACCCUGGGGCAUCAGUCCUACUGGGUCACACAAACGCCCAAACAGAAAAAUACAAAUACACAUACCCCAGGAAGGGGUCCCUCAAGUCUCUGCUAUUUCCAGAAGUUUCUUCAGUAGGCAGAUGAAUAGUGCGUUGGGGCAGAGGGGUUCGGCUGGAGGCAUUUCCCAUAAGACUGAGGCCUCUCGUGGGGGUUUUGAGUUUGGAGUGCUGGGCCUGCAUCUGUGCCCCCAGCCCCUGGAGGCUGUGGCUGCUGUUACAGCACCUCCCUCCCUCAGCUCCUGCCGGCUUCCCUGACACUCAGGGUGGGGGCCCUUCCAGGAAGAAACCCCCUUGGGUCCCCCACACAGGGCUCUCCAGGAUUGGAAGCAGAGGUUAGUGGCUUCAGAGGCCCAGCUGACACCCUCCACAGCCUAAAGGGUGUCCUAAAGUGCCUCUCCUUCUCUGCCCCCUCCCAGGGCAGCCCCUGCCCAACACAAAACCCCCAGACCCUGGCUCUGCACGCCUGGGCCGGGGACUUUUCAGUUUAGAAUCUGUUUCUAAGUUCCCAGUUCUCCUGGCUCUCCUUUCUGAAAUAGAGGAUUGAAAAUGGU